Molecule: messenger RNA, 1239 nt
Organism: Necator americanus (New World hookworm)
Lineage: Eukaryota; Metazoa; Nematoda; Chromadorea; Rhabditida; Ancylostomatidae
Exons: 3
Coding region: 1-1239 (412 amino acids)
Source: RefSeq, a predicted model, not a curated record
AUGGAACUAGAGCUUGCAACCUGGAAGCUUGCAACCUGCCUAUGGGUCUCAAAAUUUUACGCACGUUACAGUAAUAAAAAAGAGCCUAAUGAUUUUGGAGGAAAGAAUGGUACGGUAGCGCCAGGAAGGACGGGGAUGCAGAAGUCAUCUAGGCUACCGGAACGGAAAAUGACUAGGACUUACAACGCCCGAACGCUUGCAUCGGACACGGCCAUUGAAGAUUUGAUGAUGCAACCCAGGAAGUUUAAGUACGACGUCAUCGGACUGACCGAGACGAGACGACGUCACCCUCUCAACGCCGUAUAUGAAACUGGAGAAGAACUGUUCUUAGGAACAUGCAACAGUAGAGGUGUUGGAUUGGCCCCAGAAGGACGCCUGAAGAACUUCACAUCGGGCCUACAAUGGAACGAACAAGGGGAGAUGCUAUCUAAAUUUAUCAUGACGACUAAGACCAUCCAUGGAAAGUCGCAAUUCCAGAAGCCCUCCUCUCCACGCUGUACGUGGGGAGCUAAAAUUUUAUACGAGAUCGGACCAUCGCCUCCUCCAGGGAAGAUUUUCAUUUACCGGGAGAGGAGAGAAAGCCGCGAAGUUCAAGGAAGUCCCAGAACUAUCAUCGACUGGGAGCUCUUCGCUUCGCUUGUCGGCUUUUGGGAAGAUUCCGCAAUGGACAACAUCGACGAGGAAUAUGACCGGCUCGUUGAACACCUCCACGACUGUGCGAAGAAGGCUGAGAGUUUUAAAACGACCAGGAGACGCCUGUCUCUCCAAACUCUUGAGCUGAUACGCCAGCGUGGAGCAACACGAACCGCAGGGAGCCAAGAACUCACGUCCGAGCUCGCAAGACUUUGCAGAGAGGCGAUAAAGGAAGACCUUAAAGAGAGAAGAGCAGAAGUGCUGGCUGAAGCUGCAGAGGCGGGGAAAAGCAUCCGCUAUGCCCGUCGAGACUUCGCCAGUCGCAAGACGAGGAUGACUGCUCUCCGGAACCCGAAGGGAACAACCAUUGCAUCGAGAAGGGGAAUGGAGAAAAUCAUCCACGACUCCUACUCUGAUCUCUUCGACAGCCAUGUCCACUUGCCUCCUCACUAUCUGAGGGAAGAUGGACAAGUCAUUCUAGAGGUUCUCCCGUCCAAAGUACGACAUGAUAUCAUGUCGGUUAGAAAUCGUGCGGCACCCUUUCCCGACAGUACAAGAUCCGAACAUCUGAAGAAUCAUCAGCGAGACUCUUCACUCGUUACCUGA